Molecule: messenger RNA, 2637 nt
Organism: Odobenus rosmarus divergens (Pacific walrus)
Lineage: Eukaryota; Metazoa; Chordata; Mammalia; Carnivora; Odobenidae
Gene: VSIG10L
Product: V-set and immunoglobulin domain containing 10 like
Exons: 10
Coding region: 1-2637 (878 amino acids)
Source: RefSeq, a predicted model, not a curated record
AUGGACACCUCACGGGCUCUGCUGCUCUUCCUGCUCCUGGCCUCCCGAGAAGGGGUCCUCACCCACGGAGCCUCUUCUGGAGUUCAGCAAACCAAUUUCUCCCUGGACUCAGAAAGCUCUUCCCAUGGCCCAGGUUCAAAAGUCUCCUCCAUCAAACCCCCCAGCUGGAAAUUUCCAGAUCAGUCUCCAGGUUCAAAAAGCACUGCUGCUGUCCCUCAUUCCAAAUGGUUUCCUGAGGCCUCGAAUUUUAGCGAUGUGCCCAGGUCCGUCUGGUCAAAUGUUUCUGCUGAGGGCCAAAAGCUGAGCCUGGAUCCUACCUUCUCUGAAAUCCCAGAUUCUGAAGUAUUUUCUGAUGUCUUGGGUUCUCAAGUUCCUGCCAAAGACUCAGAGCCCUCCUCCUCUGUUAAGACCCCAGCUUCAAACAUUUCGGCUCAAGUCCCAGAUCCUGAAGUAUCUGUUGAGACCCCAGGUUCAAAAUUCUCCCCUGAGGAUCAGGAUCUUGACAUCUCUGCCCAGAACCCCGAAUCCAAAGUCAUCGCAGCAGCUCACCCAGAGGAAAGCCUCCCCCAGCACGUGGGGAGGCCUCUCUCCGUGCUAGUGGGGACCACCAUCCGGCUCCCUCUAGUUCCGGUUCCCAGCCCCAGCCCUCCUGCUCCUCUGGUUGUCUGGCGCCGAGGCUCCAAGGUGCUGGCAGCUGGAGGCCUGGGGCCAGGGUCUCCCCUGAUCAGCUUGGACCCUGCUCACCGAGGCCGCUUACGAUUUGACCAGGCCCAAGGGGGGCUGGAACUGGCCUCUGCCCAGCUGGAGGAUGCUGGGGUCUACACUGCUGAGGUUAUCCGGGCUGGGGUCUCCCGGCAGAUUCGGGAGUUCACGGUGGGUGUGUAUGAGCCGCUGCCCCCGCUGUCGGUGCAGCCCAAGACCCCCGAGACAGAGGAGGGGGCGGCCGAGCUCCGGCUGCGCUGCCUGGGGUGGGGGCCGGGUCGCGGGGAGCUGAGCUGGAGCCGGGACGGACGCACCCUCGAGGCAACGGACCCUGAGGGAGCAGAGCCACCCCGGAUCCGCACAGAGGGCGACCAGCUGCUCAUCAUGCGCCCUGUGCGCAGCGACCAGGCCCGGUACACUUGUCGCGUCCGCAGCCCCUUCGGCCACACGGAGGCUGCGGCUGACGUCAGUGUUUUCUACGGCCCGGAUGCACCAGUCAUCAAGGUCUCCUCGGACCGCGACGCCGCCCCCGCCCUCUAUGUCACCGCGGGCAGCAACGUGACCCUGCGCUGCACCGCCGCCUCGCGGCCGCCCGCCGACAUCGCGUGGAGCCUGGCCGACCCGGCCGAGGCAGCGGUGCCCGCCGGCCCGCGUCUCCUGCUGCCCGCGGUCGGGCCGGGCCACGCCGGCACCUAUGCCUGCCUCGCUGCGAACCCGCACACCGGUCACCGCCGCCGCUCUCUGCUCAGCCUCACGGUGGCGGAUCUGCCUCCCGGGUCCCCACAGUGCUCAGUCGAAGGCGGUCCGGGGGAUCGCAGCCUCCGCUUCCGCUGCGCGUGGCCCGGCGGGGUCCCUGCCGCCUCUCUGCAGUUCCAGGGUCUCCCUGAAGGCGUCCGCGCGGGGCCGGUGCCCUCUGAGCUCCAGGCGGCUGUCCCCGCCCACCCCCGACUCAGCGGCGUCCCCGUCACCUGCCUCGCUCGCCACCUGGUGACCACGCGCACCUGCACUGUCACCCCGGAGACCCCUCGGGAGGUGCUGCUGCUUCCCACAGUGGAGGAAACACGGUCAGGGGAGACAGAGGUGACGCUGGAGGCCACUGGCUGUCCUCCACCAUCGAGAGCAUCUUGGGCCCGGGAAGGGCGGCCCGUGGCCCCAGGAGGUGGAGGUCGCCUGCGGCUCAGCCAAGAUGGGCGCAGGCUCCUCAUUAGCAACUUCAGUCUGGAUUGGGACCUGGGAAAUUACUCCGUGUUGUGCAGUGGGGCUCUGGGUGCUGGGGGCGACCUGAUCACGCUCAUUGGACCUUCCAUCUCCUCAUGGAGGCUGCAGAGAGCCCAGGAUGCCGCAGUGCUGACUUGGGAUGUGGAACGUGGGGCCCUGAUCAAUGGUUUUGAGAUCCAGGCACGACCAGAGGGCCCUGACCUGGGUAGAGCCACUACCUACAAGGACUGGAUCUCCCUACUCAUCCUGGGGCCUCAGGAGCGGUCAGCUGUGGUGCCCCUUCCUCGUCGGAACCCCGGGACCUGGGCCUUCCGUAUCCUGCCCACCCUGGGGGGCCAGCCAGGGACCCCAUCACAAAGCCAUGUCUACCAGGCCAGUCCCACCCUGGGCUCUGGGGCCAUUGCUGGCAUCAUCCUGGGCUCCCUACUGGGCCUGGCGCUCCUGGCAGCACUUCUCUACCUGUGUAUCUGCUGCCUGUGCAGCCUUAGGGGAGACUCUCUUAAAAAGAAGCAUCGUCCCUCCUCCUUGACCCCUGUGGUUCCCCCGCUGGAAAAAAAGAUGCAGAGCGUAAUCCCAGUGCAGACCUCACAGCCUCUGCCCCUCAAAGUCCCGCUGGAGGACCCUAGCUCAAACAGGGCCCACCAAGCCACUGGCCCCAGUCCAGUCAUCUCUACUGGUGGGGGCCCAAGGACUGUUCGGGCAGCCACACAGGUGUGA